AAGGGGGCGUAUUUUCGAUGACAAUUGGGCGGGGCCUCGAUGAGGUCAUCGGAGUAAACAGAAAAUAUGGCGACGCCAUACGCGGGAGAUCGGGUUUUAGGGACAAACGCGGUUAUUUCGGAGAGUUUCGCCAAGCAGUUAACCGAUUUACCAGCGGAAUUAUUAGAGCAUAUAUUGUGCUUCCCCGUUCUAAACCAUAUCGACAUUUACAACGUUUCCUGCACGUGCAAGAGGCUGCAUGACGUGUGCCAUGGCAGGGGAAAGGUCUGGGCGCAUCAGUACAAGCUCAGGUGGCCCAGGCUGCAGAGAUUUUAUCAGCAGAAUGAGUCAUACGAUUGGCUGAAGGAAUUCAAAACCCGGCACAUGGUUGGUCAACAGAUAAGAAGAACAGUGGAGUCUAUUUCCAAGAGGUUCUUCACAGAAGUUCCUUGCGUUGGUCAGGUUCUUGGAGACAGCUUUGCGGAAAUCGAGUCUCUUGGUGCUCCAGAACACUUCUGUGAGGAUGAGCUGCUUGGAAUUUUGAACUCAGACAAAAGGAAAUGUUUGACACUUAAGUACUAUGCAAAGAAAAUCCUGUACUUCCACCGGCAGCAGAAAAUUUUGAGGAAUUUGAAGCUUUUUCUUGAGCGACCACCGGAACAACAAUCAGCCCUUGAAGGUGCUGUUCUGGUCGAUCAGUAUUGCAACCCUCUGGCUGAUGUCACUCUUGAGAGCAUAUCUGCACAGAUAGAAGAAAUCACAGACAAGGUGAAGAAGCAUCUGCGAGUAAAAAAUGCCACACAUCCAAGUCUACGAGCCAGUCAAGGUGACUGCUUUGUUCUGGAAAACUUGGAGUUUCAAAGGCAAGUCAUAUGUGCCCUGAAUGCUGUGCUGUAUGACCAGCUACAGUACAAGGGCAAUGAGCGGGACUUCUACAAUCCACUCAACUCAUACAUACAUCAGGUGCUGGUCCGUCGGACAGGCAUUCCCAUCAGCCUCUCUGUGCUCUACAUGACUCUGGCCAGGAAGUUAGGAGUUCCUCUGGAGCCUGUCAACUUCCCCAACCAUUUCCUGCUCCGCUGGUGCCAAAAUCAAAGGAGGAGUGAUGACAUCUAUGACUAUGUAUACAUUGACGCGUUUGGGAAAGGAAAGCAGCUGGCUGCUAAAGAGUGUGAGAAUCUGAUCCAACACCAGGUGGGAGCAGAUUACUACAGUGCUAUAAGCACCAGUGAGCUGCUGCUGCGGAUGGUGGGAAACCUGCUUAACAUCGGCAAAAGAGGGGAAGGAAAUGAGAAAUCAUAUCAGCUCCUGCGGGACUGUAUUAAUACUUAUUUGAAGGUCGAUACUGUUUGGCUCCAGGUACAACUUUCUCUCUCUCUCUGUCUCAGGUGUUGGAUAUUCUUACAGCAUAUCCAGGCUCUGGACCCGUCUCAACACGGAGCGGUCGGGUAUCUGGUGCAGCAUACGCUUGAGCACAUCCAGCAUAAGAGGCAUCCGGUAGAGCCGGAGGUGAAGAGACGCAGCGUGCCUGAGCACAGGGACGUACUGUACUCUGUAGGCCUCAUCAUGAAACAUAAGAGGUGGGUUCCUGUUUGUUCAGGCUACAACUGCGAUAUAUACGGGUGGGACCCCCCUAUGUGCACCAUGAUCUGUCAGGAAUGGAUUAACACUAUGAGGGUCCAUCAGCUGUUCUCUAAGGGCCGAUCAGAUCUCUACAACGUCUUAGUGCAGGAUGGGACAUGUAGAUAUGCUGCGCAAGAGAAUCUGGAGCCUCACUCUGCCCCACUGGAGAUCGCUCACCCUGAGGUCGGCCGCUACUUCACCGAGUUUUCUGACACACACUACAUUGCUAAUGAAGAGCUCCAGACGCGUUACCCAGAGGACAUGUGCAGCACCCACAGGACUGUAGAGGAGCACUACCACGGUCUCACCGCAAACUCAGGGCAAUCGCCAGAGCCCACCGCCAAUUUUCAGGACCACGAUUUAUUAGAUCCGUAGACCAGAAUGCCACUUCCUUCCUUCCCUCCCCACUUUAGAUGCAUAGUCAUUCACUUUCUCCUGAACUGUUAUAACUGGUAAGGGACUGAACUUGAUGUUUGAAGAUCUAGUUAAAGGAAUAGUUCACACCCA
This is a messenger RNA of Cyprinus carpio (common carp), 2109 nucleotides long. It is a transcript of the gene fbxo21, whose product is annotated as F-box protein 21. Gene Ontology annotation, molecular function: DNA binding; protein binding. The record is from RefSeq and is a predicted model, not a curated record. NCBI's taxonomy places the organism in Eukaryota, Metazoa, Chordata, Actinopteri, Cypriniformes, Cyprinidae.